AUGUCGAGCUCGAAGGAAGCACAGGAAAGCACAGAAGCAGAGUCGAGCACUGCUCAGGCUUCGGCAUCACCGGAGGACGACUGGAGUUCAGUGAAAGACCCGAACGAAAGGCGCAAGAUACAGAAUCGCAUUGCUCAGCGCAAGUUUCGAGACAAAGUCCGCCAGCAGCGAGAAGAAUCGGAGCGAAACGCCGAGAACCAGCGAAAUGCGGUAGGCUCGUACACAACGCCAGAACCAGAAAAGUCAGACACAGGCGAAGAAGGCCUGCCUUGGGGCAGCAUCUCGCUUCGGCACGUCAUCUCGAAGGGAAGGACGAAAGAGCUGAGCUCGAGGGAGACUUCAAACUACCCUGCCGCAUCCCGCGGCGGCGGGAGCUCGAGGUAA
Messenger RNA from Saxophila tyrrhenica, 384 nucleotides. RefSeq lists its product as uncharacterized. The record is from RefSeq and is a predicted model, not a curated record. Lineage: Eukaryota; Fungi; Ascomycota; Dothideomycetes; Mycosphaerellales; Extremaceae. Bases 1 to 384 code for a protein of 127 amino acids. The transcript has 2 exons. Gene Ontology annotation, molecular function: DNA-binding transcription factor activity. Gene Ontology annotation, biological process: regulation of DNA-templated transcription.